Messenger RNA from Colletotrichum graminicola M1.001, 240 nucleotides. RefSeq lists its product as uncharacterized. The transcript is spliced from 2 exons. The record is from RefSeq and is a predicted model, not a curated record. NCBI's taxonomy places the organism in Eukaryota, Fungi, Ascomycota, Sordariomycetes, Glomerellales, Glomerellaceae. Bases 1 to 240 code for a protein of 79 amino acids.
AUGUCCGGCGCCGAGGGCACACAUGCAAACACAGGCGGCUUCGACCUGCUGAAGCGGGCGACACAGGCCAUGAUGUCAGGCUCUAGUCAUACCCGUUCCCCCAUUCGACAAACGGAGCCUCUAUGGCCUAUGGCCUCCUCCCUCAACAUCCUCAACAUCUGCCUGGUCAAAGCUUCAGCGUUAGCUCGCCUCUCGCCUCUAUCCGGUCCGAGAUGUGUGACGCCUUACCCAUUUGCUUGA